GGGCGUGGGGGAGGCUCGGGUCUGCGGUGGAGCGGAGUUGUGCUUGGCUGUGAUGCCACUCGCUGCUGACUUGAGAGACGGAGUGGGGAGAGCGCGGCGUGAAGUCUCCCCUCCAUCCCUGCGGAAUUGUGCAGCCCGCUGAGCCACGCGGAAGCCAAGUGGGGAUGCGGUGCCUCUAAUCCAGACUCGGCGAGGACGCAGCGAAGGCACGGACAAUGUUCGGGCAGUGGCUGUAAGGUGCGAGAUCUUCCACCGCCACCGCCGCCGCCAUAAUGGAGCUGUUGGGAACGUCACGCCUGCGAUGGUGCCGAUGGGUGGAGGCGACGUCGUUCGUGCGUGUGGCGCUGGUGCUCGGCGCCGCGGCGGUCACGCUGGGGGACAUGCACGACGGCUCGUGCUCGCGCAAGGAGCACCCGCGCACGGCACACCAAGAUCUGGCUCCGUGGCUGCACGAGUUCACCUUCCCCGCUGCCCUCAACUACUCCCAGUUGACGAUCGACCCUGCCCGCGCCCAGCUCAUUGUGGGGGCCAGGAACUAUCUGUUCAGACUCAGCCUGGCCAACCUCUCCUUAAUUCAGGCCAGCGAGUGGGGCUGUGACGAGACGACCAGGAGAUCCUGCUACAGCAAGGGCAAGUCGGAGGCGGAGUGCCAGAACUACAUCCGUGUGCUGCUGGUGCGAGGAAACCGACUGCUGGCGUGUGGCACCAAUGCUUUCACGCCUCUGUGCACCAACCGCACCCUGGGGAACAUCAACCGUGUGUGGGAGACGCUGAACGGCGUCGCGCGCUGCCCCUUCGACCCACAACACAGCGCGGCCACGCUGCUCACGGCGCGCGGGGAGCUCUACGCCGCCACCGCCGUGGACUUCGCAGGGCGUGACCCGGCCAUCUACCGCAGCCUGGGCGGCCUACCCACCCUGCGCACCGCGCAGUACAACUCGCGCUGGCUCAACGAGCCGAGCUUCGUGCUGGCAUGGGAGGCAGGCGGCUUCGUGUACGUGGCGUUCCGUGAGGUCGCCGUCGAGCAGGAGUGCGGGCGGCGAGUCGUGUCGCGCGUCGCCCGCGUCUGCGCCAACGACCUGGGUGGCCGCUUCCUGUUGGAGGACACAUGGACCACGUACAUGAAGGCACGACUCGAGUGCUCGGGGACCCUGGGUUCCGCUUCGCCCGGGUCCGCGGCCGGUGCCGCUCCCGCCCAGGACGUGGUCGACUUCCCGGAGCUCCAGAGUGCCGUGUUCGUGCCCGAGGCUGGACUCCUGUAUGGGGUGUUCACCACCGCGGGGAGCGGGCCAGUGGCCUCCGCCGUGUGCGUGUACAACAUGAGCGACGUCAGAGAGACGUUCAACGGCCCAUUCAAGGUCCAGGAGUCGCCGCGCACGGCCUGGCUGCCCCAUCCCAAUCCCAACCCCAACUUCCAGUGUGACACGGUGCCGGACGGCUCCACCGCUAACCUAACGGUGCGGAGCCUCGUGGACGCCCAGCGCCUGUUGCUCAUGGCGGAGCCUGUGACCCCGGGCGGGGGUCGGGCCCUGCUCGCCCGCCAUGGCUCGCGUUUCACGCGCCUCGCCAUCGACUCGUCGGCGCGGGGCCGCGGCGGGGUGGUGCACCGCUUGCUGUUCGUGGCCACAGAUGAGGGCACGGUGCAGAAGGUGGCGGCUGCCUCAGGCUGCGUGAUCGACGAGAUGGAGCUGCCCUGGCCCGCCGCGCGUCAGCGUGUCCGGGCGCUGCACGCGUCCCCUGGCGAUGGGGCACUCUACGUGGGCACCGAUGGCGCCGUGCUCAAGCUGCCCCUGGAACGCUGCUCCGCUUUCCGCACAGAGAGCACAUGUGUUGGCUCGCGGGACCCGUUCUGUGGCUGGGACCUGACCCUGAGACGCUGCACCACCCUGAGGGAAAGCUCCGGCUCUGGCGCUUGGCUGCAGGACCUGUCCCAGUGCCCGGUGCGGAAUCUGACGGUGGACGGUGCGCUGGGGCCGUGGUCGGUGUGGGAGACGUGCCAGCACUCGGACGGCGGGGAGACGGGCAGCAGCUCCUGCCUAUGCCGGCGCCGAGCGUGCGACACGCCCCUGCCGCAGUGUGCCGGGCGGCCCUGUGACGGCGCCACCGUGCAGGUGGCCAACUGCUCCAGGAACGGCGGCUGGACGCCGUGGUCAGCCUGGUCAGUGUGCACCACCACCUGCUCCAUGGGCUUCCAGGUGCGGCAGCGCUCGUGCAGCAACCCCAGCCCGCGGCACGGAGGCCGAGUGUGCGUGGGGCAGAACCGUGAGGAGAGGUUCUGUAACGAGCACACGCGCUGCCCUGUGCCGGCAACCUGGUCGCCGUGGGGGCCGUGGGAGCGCUGCAGCGCGCCGUGCGGCGGGGGCGUGCGCACGCGCAGGCGAACGUGCGCCAACGCCAACGCCAACGCCAACGCCAACGCCGCCAACGGGGAAGCCUGCGCCGGGUGCGACACGGAGCACCAGGCCUGCCACAGCGACCCGUGCCCUGAGGCGAGGAAGAACACUCCGUGGACUCCCUGGCUGCCGGUGCCACCGUCAGCCGCUGGCAACAGGACGGGGGGGCAGCAGCAGCAGCAGGGGCAGGGGCAGCAGCAGCAGCAGCAGCAGCGUGGGGCCACGGGCCGCCACGAGCAGCGCUUCCGCUACACGUGCCGGGCGCGGCUCCCCGACCCCGACGCGCUCGACGUGGCGCGCAGGAAGGUGGAGAUGAGAUUCUGCGCUGCCGGCACCAACGAGUGCAGCAUGGACGUGGAGGGGCCCAGGCAGACGGGAAAAGCGAGUGCCUCGUGGGCGCCGUGGGCCACCUGGUCACCGUGCUCGCGCGAGUGCGGCCGCGGCUUCCGCAGUCGCAGCCGGCUGUGCGUGAGCGGCGGAGGGAGCAGCCUGAACCUCCAGCAGCAGCAGCAGCAACAGCAGCAGCCGCCCUCCUGCCCCGGCUCCCCGUCAGAGUUCCAGGAGUGCAACCCGCAGCCCUGCCCCGUGAACGGCGGCUGGUCGUGCUGGGCGCCCUGGUCCACGUGCUCGGCCACGUGCGGCGGCGGCCACCGGCAGCGAGGGCGCCUCUGCAACGAGCCGGUGCCGUCGCACGAUGGAGACAUCUGCCUGGGGCUGCACACCGAGGAGUCGCUGUGCAACACGCAGCCCUGCACCGCCGGCUGGGGGGAGUGGAGCGAGUGGAGCGAGUGUGACGUGGUGGGACGGCGCCAGCGCUCGCGCCUCUGCUCCGUGGCCUUCCCUGAUACCGAGCGCUGCUAUGGGAACAGCACGGAGACGUCGGUGUGCCCGCAGCAUCCCAAUGCCAUCGAAAUACCAGUCAACGUUGCGUACUCAACGAAAGAAAGCAAAAGGUCGUGUGGAGAGUUCCACAUGGUGCACCUGGUGGCGGCCGGGGUGGGCUCGGGCCUGCUCGGGUGCGUGGUGUCAGCGCUGCUCCUGGCGGCCGUGGGCCGGUGCCGGCGGCCGCAUGCACCCCGCUCACUCGAGCACCAGCCUCGCCCGUCACGCGCCGGGCAGCGCCACGCCCUUCCUCUCAACCCCUCGCUCAGCCCCACGCUCGGCAAGGUGGACAAAUACGACUCGAUCGAUGCCAUCAAGGUCCUCAACAAAAACUAUCUGAUCAACGAGGAGAAGACAAAGUGCAUCAAUUCCCACGUGCAGACGACAACCAAGACUUUUUCCAACACGCUCUACACGGAUGUCAACAAAUAUGAGGACUACUGAGCGGGCACCACGAGCCACGGAAUGGCAACGCGAGCCAGCACAGGCCGAGGCCACACCGCGGUCCCCCAGUGGAGCCAUCUCGUGGAAACACAGGCCGAGGCUCAGCCCCUUACUACGAGCAGCAGAGGCGACACUUAAAUUAGGACGCCAAGAGACGAAAGGUUCUCGCUUUGGCAACAGAAUCUUGAUGAGAAGUACAAACUUGGCGCGGCAGUUUCCAAACUUUUGAGGCGAUUGCUUGGCGUUGGAGGCAUUGACUUCAAGUGGCUGUGCUUGGAUGCGUUGCUGCAUGUCUGGUGAGAGGCUGGGCUGCUCUCUCUGAGCACAACGUGCAAAAUAGAGGGCUGCUUUCAUUGGAUAUUCAUGUAUCGCUGGGGAACUGAUCAUAAAGUCCAACACCCUUUUUAAAUGUUGCUGGUGAAGGAAGAGAAUAAAAACACUAAAGAACAGGCGAAGAUGAAACAUACAACGCUGACGUGAUACAGAUGUAACAACUUUUUUUUGUGUUUUAUGUAAAUAAAAACAUUGUCACGAUGGACACAGAACUAACCGCCAUGAGUUAAAACAAUACUGAAUUACUUGGCACUUAAACCACUGCAGUCACUGUAAGCAGAUAUGUACAAUAUAUAUAACUGAACAUAGCAUCCACUUUACCUUGAGAAAAUUAGGAUGACCCUGGCUGUCGUAAGCAAGACUUUAAUAGAGCAUAAAACGAAAAUGUAGCAUGCUUUGUUGGCUUUAUUUCGGCAAAAAUGCUCAUUUCAAGUCAGCUGUUACUCUUCAUGGCUGCUCCGGCAACCUGGCCUGCAACUGAGCAUUUAAUAAUUUAGCUUAAUGAAUACGAAAUAAGCACUGUCUGUUCCAGCGACAAAUGGUGCUGUUCAGGUUCACUGUGAGAAAAUGUCGAUGGCACUCGACUCGUCUUAUUCCUCCCUUUGUCUUUUAAGUGAAGUCUUGCGAAAAGCCAUGAAGGCAGCCAGAUAUAGGACCACAAGGAGUGUGCCCGCCACGCACCUCACGGGAACCAUAACAACAUCUAUACAUCACAGCGGCGUCUAUUGUAGCAAUCGCAACAGUGAAUGUGUGUUAUCGUCCAGUUUAAUGCGUUUGGAGCUGCCAAGAGUUACAUCACUGGUCCUGGGUUGAACAACGUGUCUUAUGCGCUUUGGAGAGUGACCACAUCUGAUGAGAACCAUUUAUGAUCCAGGGAAGUGUACUGGCAGAGAAGGCAAUCAUUUGCUUUGGUGCUAUCACAAUGAAUGUGCAAGCUGAUGGUUGAGGAAGUUGCUGGACAGGCUUCCUGUGGGCCCACGGGUCCAGUAAAAUUAACGCUUUCACAAGGUGCUUGGUACAAUUCCAAAAUCACGUGUAAAGUGGCUUUGCCUUUUUCGCAGGUUUUUCCGUCUGUUAAGAUUGUGCAUUUCCAACACAAAAUAAUAUCCUGAUUGCGUACAAGCUGCUACACUUGAAGUCUUUUAACAGGAAAGCAAGGUGUUUUUUUGUAUUUCAGCUUUU
Petromyzon marinus (sea lamprey) is the source of this 5234-nucleotide messenger RNA. RefSeq names its product semaphorin-5A-like. Gene Ontology annotation, cellular component: plasma membrane. The record is from RefSeq and is a predicted model, not a curated record. Gene Ontology annotation, biological process: semaphorin-plexin signaling pathway; axon guidance; positive regulation of cell migration. Gene Ontology annotation, molecular function: semaphorin receptor binding; chemorepellent activity. NCBI's taxonomy places the organism in Eukaryota, Metazoa, Chordata, Hyperoartia, Petromyzontiformes, Petromyzontidae.